This is a messenger RNA of Eptesicus fuscus (big brown bat), 458 nucleotides long. Its product is annotated as non-histone chromosomal protein HMG-17-like. Gene Ontology annotation, molecular function: nucleosomal DNA binding. Bases 19 to 291 code for a protein of 90 amino acids. The record is from RefSeq and is a predicted model, not a curated record. The transcript is spliced from 2 exons. NCBI's taxonomy places the organism in Eukaryota, Metazoa, Chordata, Mammalia, Chiroptera, Vespertilionidae. Gene Ontology annotation, biological process: chromatin organization. Gene Ontology annotation, cellular component: chromatin; nucleus.
CCUGCCACCAUCGCCAUCAUGCCCAAGAGAAAGGCUGAAGGGGAUGCUAAAGGAGAUAAAGCCAAGGUGAAGGACGAACCACAGAGAAGAUCCGCCAGGUUAUCAGCUAAACCUGCUCCUCCAAAGCCAGAGCCCAAGCCUAAAAAGGCCCCUGCAAAGAAGGGACAGAAGGUACCGAAAGGGAAAAAGAGGAAAGCUGAUGCUGGCAAAGAUGGGAAUAACCCUGCAGGAAAUGGAGAUGCCAAAACAGACCAGGCACAGAAAGCUGAAGGUGCUGGAGAUGCCAGGUGAACAUAGACUUUGGCUGUCUUAAGCCCAGAGACCUAUUGGGACCUGACCCCAAAAAAUUGAUUUCCAGUAUGUUGGGCAAUCUGGACUUCCCAGUGUCACCAUUGAGAUGGCAUUCCUCAAAAGAGCAGCAGUUCCUUUUUAGAUUGUGGAUCUACCGAUGGAUAUUC